AUGAGACCAUGCGAGAAGAUAAUAUAUGAGAUUAGACCACCUUAUUUUAUAAUAACGUUGAAUUCCGCUCAAAAUUAUAAUGCGCUCUCAUAUGACGACUAUCUUUACUUGACGUCAGUACUCGAAGUAUCUAAUAAUAACGAAGAUUGUUGUUUUACGGUACUUCAAAGUACAGGAAGCUUCUUCUCCAGUGGAGCGGAUUUUAAUUCUGUCCCAAUAGAAUCUAGCAAUGAUGAAUCACAUACUGAAAGAAAGAAAAAAUGGCUGGAAAAUUUCCUGUGUAAGAAUCAAUACAUUACAAAUGCUUUUAUCAACCAUGAUAAAAUAUUAGUCGCUUGCCUUAAUGGUCCUGUAGUCGGCCUUAGUGCAGCUAUAGUGUUUCUUUGUGAUUUGGUCUACUGUAACAAUAUAAACAAUAUUUACUUCUAUUUCCCCUUUACAAAAUUGGGACUCUCGUGUGAAGGAUCUGUAUCAGUGACGUUGCCAAUGAAAUUAAGUAGAAAUCAAAGUUACCAGAAAUUAUUGUUCAGUGAACAAAUAAUGGGGAAAGAAGUUUUAAAUACCGUGAUAAAUAAAGAUUUCAAGCUUUCAAAAGAUGCUACUGUUGAUACUUUUAAUGCAAUGGUACUAGAGGAAUUGAGCCAAAAUACGAAAAAUGUUUAUCUGCCAAGUUGCCUGAAUAUGAAAAAAUUAUUGAAGACACAAGCCUUAGUAAAUAGUUUAAAUUUGGCAAAUUCAAUGGAAGUGCAUGGAGCAUUGCCAUUCUGGAUCAAUGGGGAACCUCAAAGGCGAUUCAAAGUUCUCAGGGAGGAAAAAAUGAAAGUAUCACGAAAAAGUAGGUUAUAG
Kazachstania africana CBS 2517 is the source of this 846-nucleotide messenger RNA. RefSeq names its product dodecenoyl-CoA isomerase (gene ECI1). The transcript has a single exon. The record is from RefSeq and is a predicted model, not a curated record. Lineage: Eukaryota; Fungi; Ascomycota; Saccharomycetes; Saccharomycetales; Saccharomycetaceae. Gene Ontology annotation, cellular component: peroxisomal matrix. The coding region runs from base 1 to 846 and encodes 281 amino acids. Gene Ontology annotation, biological process: fatty acid beta-oxidation.